AUCUUUGCUGCCAUGAAUCCUGGCUAUGCUAGCGGUUCGAAUCUGCCAGACAAUCUUAGGAAACUCUCUCGCAGUUUUUCUAUGUUGAAGCCUAAUAACAAGCUUAUAGCCGAAGUUAUGCUUUACUAGCAAGGAUUUAACAGAGCGAAGCAGCUUUCCAAGCAAACGGUGCCCUUUUUUCUACACGUUAUGCUUCAUAGCUUUCAAAAAAAACCGUAUUAUGAUUUUGGGUUGCGUCCACGGAAGAGCGCACUUAUUAGCUCCGGAGGAUGAAAGAGAGCGAAUUUGAUAAGCGACGCCGUUGAUUUUGAGGGGGAAAAGAUAUCAGGCCCCGACCGUGAGGUACAGCUUAUCAUGCAGAGUCUGAAAGUGACUAUGGCGCUGGAAUUAAUUCAGAGUAAUGUAGAGAAUAUGAGGAAGUGGGUUCACUCCCUGCUUAAUCCAUCUUUCGCCUCUAACAUAAUGCCUUAGAGCUGAAGAGGUGUCAUUCCCGGGAAUUCAGCGGGUA
This is a messenger RNA of Tuber aestivum (summer truffle), 508 nucleotides long. The record is from the annotation of a GenBank genome assembly. Lineage: Eukaryota; Fungi; Ascomycota; Pezizomycetes; Pezizales; Tuberaceae.